Molecule: messenger RNA, 5423 nt
Organism: Nannospalax galili (Upper Galilee mountains blind mole rat)
Lineage: Eukaryota; Metazoa; Chordata; Mammalia; Rodentia; Spalacidae
Gene: Col16a1
Product: collagen type XVI alpha 1 chain
Exons: 71
Coding region: 417-5234 (1605 amino acids)
Cellular component (GO): collagen type IX trimer
Source: RefSeq, a predicted model, not a curated record
GAGGCGGGCCCGGCGCUCGGCCAGGCCAGGAGCUGGGCUGUGCGGCCGAACAGCCUGCGCCUCCGCCGCCACCCGGCCCUUCCAGCCUCCCUCCUCCUCCAGCCUGGCGGGCCGGCCCAGCUGUGUUCCAUUAGCCUCCUGGCAGCCCCCCAGCCCCCUGGAACCGCCCCUCUUCCCCCUCCCGCGGUGACCGGUCCCGGCAGGCGUGCGCCGCGCUGCACUCAUCCGACAGAGCUCCAGGCGCCGGAAAGCUGGGGGCGCACGGCCCUGCAGGGAGAGAUCGAGAACCCCCCACGGGGCUCCCGGACCCCAGGUCCUGCUUCCCCUGGCUGGCCGUCCCAGGGCUGCCAGGAUUGCUCAGUGAGGGCCUCCCCAGCCAUUGGCACUGUGGCUGCAACUGAUCCCUUGGGGUCAGUAUGUGGGCAUCCUGGGCUCCUGGCCUGUGCCUGCUCGGACUCUGGACUACUUUCAGCCAUGGGGCAAAUCCAGGUGAGCAGUGCCCGUCUUCACAGCAAGAAGGACUCAAGCUGGAACACAGCAGUGACCUAUCGGCCAAUGUCACUGGCUUCAACCUCAUCCGCCGACUGAACCUCAUGAAGACAUCUGCCAUCAAGAAGAUCCGUAACCCCAAGGGGCCACUCAUCCUGAGGCUGGGGGCUGCCUCGCUCACCCAGCCCACACGACGGGUGUUUCCUCGGGGCCUCCCAGAGGAGUUUGCCCUGGUCCUGACAGUCCUACUGAAGAAACACACCUUCCAGAAUACAUGGUACUUGUUUCAAGUGACCGAUGCAGAUGGGUACCCACAGAUUUCCUUGGAAGUCAAUAGCCAGGAGCGGAGUCUGGAGCUCCGUGCACGGGGACAGGAUGGAGACUUUGUGUCCUGCAUCUUCCCAGUGCCCCAGCUCUUUGAUUUGCGUUGGCACAAGUUGAUGCUGAGUGUGGCAGGACGUGUGGCUUCCAUGCAUGUGGACUGCAUCUCAGCCUCCUCUCAGCCUCUGGGGCCCCGGCGACCCAUGGGGCCUGGAGGCCACGUGUUUCUGGGCUUAGAUGCUGAGCAGGGCAAGCCUGUCUCGUUUGACCUUCAGCAGGCACAUAUCUACUGUGACCCAGAGCUGGUGCUGGAGGAGGGCUGCUGUGAGAUCUUACCAGGAGGGUGUCCCCCAGAGACCUCCAAGGCUCGCCGGGACACCCAGAGCAAUGAGCUUAUCGAGAUCAAUCCUCAGAUGGAGGGCAAGGUCUACACUCGCUGCUUCUGUCUGGAGGAACCUCAGAACAGCAAGGUGGAUGCACAGCUGAUGGGAAGAAGCAGCCAGAACACAGAAAGACAGACAAAGGUAGAGAUGGCCCACCGGGAGACAGCAGCUGAUGAGUGCCCACCCUGUGUCCAUGGUGCCCCAGUGAGCAAUGUGACCCUUGGUCCCUCUGGCCCCAAGGGAGGGAAAGGUGAGCAAGGCCUGCCUGGUCCAUCAGGCCCAAAGGGAGAGAAGGGAGCACGGGGUAAUGACUGUGUUCGAGUCUCCCCAGAUGCCCCGCUUCAGUGUACAGAAGGCCCAAAAGGAGAGAAAGGGGAGUCAGGAACUUUGGGACCCUCGGGACCACCAGGCUCAACAGGCCAGAAGGGCCAGAAAGGCGAGAAAGGAGAUGGAGGCCUCAAAGGAUUGCCUGGAAAGCCAGGCCGAGAUGGCCGGCCAGGGGAGAUCUGUGUCAUUGGGCCCAAAGGACAGAAAGGAGACCCUGGCUUUGUUGGGCCUGAGGGGCUGGCAGGAGAGCCUGGGCCCCCCGGACCCCCUGGGCUCCCUGGGAUAGGAAUGCCUGGGACUCCGGGGGAUCCAGGUGGCUCACCAGGCCCUAAGGGAGACAAGGGCAGUUCCGGGAUACCAGGAAAAGAAGGAAAGCCUGGGAAGCCAGGGGUGCCAGGGACAAAGGGAGAGAAGGGAGACCCCUGUGAAGUGUGUCCAACACUUCCUGAAGGGUUCCAGAACUUCCUAGGGCUCCCUGGAAAGCCAGGGCCUAAAGGAGAACCAGGGAAUCCUGCUCCAGCCACGGAGAGCCUAGGAACUGUUGGGUUGAAAGGUGACCGGGGAGACCCUGGCAUCCAAGGCAUGAAAGGAGAGAAGGGGGAACCCUGCUCAUCCUGCAGUUCAGGUGUAGGGGCCCAGCAACUUGGGCCUGCUACAGGGCUUGAUGGAGAUUUGGGCUCCCCUGGCUAUUCGGGUAAUUUCGGUGAGGCAGGACAAGCUGGAAUUCCGGGGCCACCGGGACCAGUGGGACCAGCAGGCAGCAAAGGGGCAAAGGGGGAGCCUUGUGAGCCAUGUGCAGUCUUGUCUAAGCUUCAGAAUGGAGACAGUCACAUAGUUCACUUGCCUGGCCCAGCCGGAGAUAAGGGGGAGCCUGGUCCUCCAGGCUUUGGCCUGCCAGGGAAACAGGGCAGAGCUGGAGAACGUGGACUGAAGGGUCAGAAGGGUGAUGCUGGGAAUCCUGGAGACCCUGGAAUGCCAGGCACCCUAGGGCAGCCGGGACUGUCAGGAGAGCCUGGGGCCCGGGGCCCUGUGGGGCCAAAAGGAGAAAAGGGUGAUGGCUGCACUUCCUGUCCUAGUCUGCAGGGGGCGUUGACCGAUAUAGCUGGACUGCCUGGGAAACCAGGCCCCAAAGGAGAGCCAGGUCCUGAAGGUGUGGGCCGGCCUGGGAAACCAGGAAAGCCUGGCCUACCAGGAGUUCAAGGACCUCCAGGACUGAAGGGCACACAGGGGGAGCCAGGACCUCCAGGAACGGGCGCUGAAGGGCCCCAGGGUGAGCCUGGAGUCCAGGGUUUUCCUGGCAUUCAGGGACUUCCGGGACCUCAGGGACCACCUGGCUCCCCUGGAGAAAAAGGUGCCCAGGGACCACCAGGCUCAAAAGGAGACACAGGACCUAUGGGACCUCCUGGUGCUAGUGUCUCUGGGCCUCCGGGUCAAGAUGGGCAGAGAGGACAGACUGGAAGUCCGGGAGCUAAAGGGAUACCAGGUGAAAAGGGAUCUCGAGGAGAGAAGGGUGAACCAGGGGAGUGUUCUUGCCCCUCUCGGGGAGAUCCCAUCUUCUCUGGCAUGCCGGGUGCUCCGGGACUUUGGAUGGGCAGCUCCUCACAGCCCGGCCCGCAGGGCCCCCCAGGUGUCCCCGGACCACCAGGUCCCCCUGGAAUGCCUGGGCUGCAGGGAAUGCCUGGAAUCAAUGGUUUGCCAGGACAACCCGGGCUCACUGCCGAGCUGGGCUCCUUACCCAUUGAGCAACACGUCCUCAAGAGCAUCUGUGGGGACUGCGCCCAGGGCCUGACUGCCCGCAUAGCCAUCCCUCUGGAGAAAGGAGAGAAGGGAGACCAGGGUGUCCCUGGUGUGCCAGGCUUGGACAACUGUGCCCGGUGCUUCACAGAUAGGGAGCGCCCAAGAGCUGAAGAGGCCAGGGGAGACAACGGUGAGGGAGAACCUGGCUGUCCGGGGAGCCCUGGUCUGCCUGGUCCUCCAGGGCUACCAGGUCAGAGAGGAGAAGAGGGCCCACCUGGAAUGAGGGGCUCCCCAGGGCCUCCCGGCCCUAUUGGCCCCCCAGGUUUUCCUGGUGCUGUUGGCUCCCCCGGAUUGCCUGGUCUUCAAGGAGAGCGAGGCCUCAUGGGCUUGACCGGAGACAAAGGACAGCCGGGUCCUCCGGGACAACCUGGUUACCCAGGUGCCAUGGGCCCCCCAGGACUGCCCGGCAUCAAGGGGGAGCGAGGCUACACUGGGCCUGCGGGAGAGAAGGGGGAGUCGGGCCCACCAGGAUCUGAAGGCCUUCCAGGUCCCCAAGGCCCAGCAGGUCCCCGAGGAGAGCGAGGACCCCAGGGGAAUACUGGUGAGAAGGGUGACCAGGGAUUUCAAGGCCAGCCAGGCUUUCCAGGCCCACCGGGCCCCCCAGGAUUCCCAGGCAAAGCUGGAGCUCCUGGCCCACCUGGCCCCCAAGCAGAAAAGGGCAGCGAGGGGAUUCGAGGUCCAUCAGGUUUGCCGGGUUCUCCUGGGCCACCGGGACCUCCUGGAAUUCAGGGCCCUGCUGGGCUGGACGGGCUGGAUGGGAAGGACGGCAAGCCUGGCCUGAGGGGAGACCCUGGUCCCCCUGGCCCUCCUGGACUCAUGGGACCCCCGGGUUUCAAGGGUAAAACAGGACAUCCUGGCCUCCCUGGACCUAAGGGUGAUUGUGGCAAACCAGGCCCUCCUGGUAGCAAUGGCCGGCCAGGUGCAGAGGGUGAGCCUGGUGCCAUGGGACCCCAGGGACGACCAGGCCCCCCAGGCCAUCUUGGGCCACCGGGGUCUCCAGGCCAGCCAGGUCCACCUGGGAUGUCCACCGCGGGCCUGAAAGGAGACCGAGGAGCCCCUGGAGAAAGAGGUGUGGCAGGCCUCCCAGGCCAACCUGGCACACCUGGACACCCUGGUCCCCCGGGGGAACCUGGUUCAGACGGUGCAGCUGGGAAAGAGGGACCCCCUGGAAAGCAGGGACUCUAUGGACUUCCUGGCCCGAAGGGUGACACUGGACCUGCAGGACAGAAGGGACAGGCAGGAGAAAAGGGAAGAUCUGGCAUGCCUGGUGGGCCUGGCAAGAGUGGUUCCAUGGGACCUAUUGGGCCACCAGGUCCUGCAGGAGAGAGAGGCCACCCUGGGUCCCCAGGGCCGGCAGGUAGCCCUGGACUGCCUGGUGUGCCAGGCUCUAUGGGAGACGUGGUGAAUUAUGAUGACAUCAAGAGGUUCAUCAGACAAGAGAUCGUUAAAAUGUUUGAUGAGAGGAUGGCUUACUACACCUCCAGGAUGCAGUUCCCUAUGGAGAUGGCGGCAGCACCAGGCCGGCCAGGGCCCCCAGGGAAGGAUGGUGCUCCAGGCCGGCCAGGUGCUCCAGGAUCACCUGGGCUCCCUGGUCAGAUAGGCAGAGAAGGACGACAGGGUUUGCCAGGAAUGAGAGGAUUGCCUGGUACAAAAGGUGAAAAGGGAGACACUGGUGUUGGCAUUGCAGGAGAAAAUGGUCUCCCUGGCCCCCCAGGUCCUCAAGGACCUCCAGGUUAUGGCAAAAUGGGCGCAACAGGGCCAAUGGGCCAGCAAGGCAUUCCUGGCAUCCCUGGCCCCCCAGGACCCACAGGCCAGCCAGGCAAGGCUGGCCACUGCAACCCCUCAGACUGCUUUGGGGCCAUGCCAAUGGAGCAGCAGUACCCACCCAUGAAAAACAUGAAGGGGCCUUUUGGCUGAAGUCACCACCUGAGUUUAGAUGAAGGACUCCAUUGGGAAUAAAUGAUCAAAGGGUACAGGACUGGUUGUGAAUGGUUGUGAAUGUUUGUACUAUUAUUGUUGUUAGUGUUCAUUGUUAAUAUUUUUUUAACAAUAAAGAAACAAAACUAUCUGUAAUCCCACUUCCAGUGGGGUUCUUCUGGUGCUGCA